AUGUCCCCUCCAGUCACCAAAACUGCUCCUCCACCUCCACCUCCACCCCCAUCAGACCCCCGUACGAAAGUAUCCCCAGUCAUACGAAAUCUCCGAACCGUCCCGCCCCGCUCCCUGACAGUCCCUCAACCACCUCCCCCACCCACAACAAAAGCCCCAACAGGUCCAUACUUUCUCUACGGCACGCUGAUGGAUCCUUCCAUGCUACAAGACAUUCUAUCCCUGGACAUAGAUCAAGAGAUAGAUCUACGACCUGCGUAUGUAACAGGCUACGCCUGUAAACUGUGGGGACAGUACCCGGCCAUAAUACCGGCUAUUACUUCUUCCUCGGCAGUCAAAGGUGUUGUGUAUCGUGUGGCAUCUGUGGAGGACGGGGUAAAGUUAGCGAAUUAUGAGACGGGAUGGUAUCGUGCUGAGUCUUGUGAGGUUGUGUAUACGGAUGGGAAAGAACCUGGGAGGGAGAAUGGACACGGGGUGUUCGAUCUUAGGGUUUGGUUGAGGAGGAUGGGGAGGAGGCGGGCGUUGGAGAGGUUGGAUAGACUGGAUAGGAAGUGA
Messenger RNA from Aspergillus eucalypticola CBS 122712, 555 nucleotides. RefSeq names its product gamma-glutamylcyclotransferase family protein. NCBI's taxonomy places the organism in Eukaryota, Fungi, Ascomycota, Eurotiomycetes, Eurotiales, Aspergillaceae. The transcript is spliced from 2 exons. The record is from RefSeq and is a predicted model, not a curated record. The coding region runs from base 1 to 555 and encodes 184 amino acids.